Penicillium mononematosum is the source of this 1719-nucleotide messenger RNA. RefSeq names its product MFS transporter. The coding region runs from base 1 to 1719 and encodes 572 amino acids. The record is from RefSeq and is a predicted model, not a curated record. Gene Ontology annotation, molecular function: transmembrane transporter activity. Gene Ontology annotation, biological process: transmembrane transport. The transcript has 11 exons. Gene Ontology annotation, cellular component: membrane. NCBI's taxonomy places the organism in Eukaryota, Fungi, Ascomycota, Eurotiomycetes, Eurotiales, Aspergillaceae.
AUGUCUCCGCGGUCAAGUACAGACGUUUCACACCCGGACAUCAGCGAAGAAAAAGCCCACACUGGCCCCCAAAGAUACUCUAGCGAUAAGAGCGACAACGAAUUCGACGGCACCAAAUCCGACGAAGUGACUUACGCUCCGAUCACCGGUACCCACGAUGAAAGCGGUGCACCACUCCAGAAAGAGCGCUCGAAUGCGUCUAAAUCAGUCACAUCCAGGUCCCUAGAACGCAGCUGGUCAUUGAACGACGGCGUCAGUAUUGGCGGCCAUGAAGUCGACGAGGCUACGGUGGCGAGUGAGGAUGAAGCGUAUACUGUGGGCUGGGAGGAUAACGAUCCUAUGAAUCCACGCAAUAUGAGCAAAGCCCGACGGUGGCUGGUUGUGAUUAUUGUCUCAAUGGGUUCGCUUUGCGUAACUUGUGCGUCUUCGAUGUAUACCACGACAUAUGACCAAUUGAUGAGUGAGUUUGGGUGUUCGCAGAUAAUUGCGACUCUUGGAUUGUCGUUUUUUAUUUGGGGUCUUGGAAUUGGUCCGCUCUUUCUGAGUCCGUUAUCUGAGUUCUAUGGCCGGAGAAACAUUUAUAUCGUUUCGUUCUCGCUGUUUCUCGUGUGGCUUAUUCCGUGCGCGGUGGCUAAGAAUACUGAGACCAUGCUUGUCUCUCGGUUCUUCAAUGGAUUGUCAGGCAGUGCCUUCUUGAGUGUUGCUGGAGGUACUGUUGGUGACAUGUUUGAUCGCCAUGAACUUGCCCUUCCUAUGAUGCUCUACACUGCGAGCCCAUUUGUGGGCCCCGAAGUCGGUCCUCUGGUUGGUGGCUUCAUUAAUGCAUUCACCACAUGGCGUUGGACGUUUUAUGUGCUCCUGAUUUGGACGGGAGGGAUGCUCGCCUCUAUAGUAUUCUUCGUUCCAGAGACCUAUCACCCAGUACUCUUGAGGCGCAAGGCGCAGAAGCUGCGCCAGGAGACCGGAGACGAUCGAUGGAAAGCUCCAAUCGAAAAGCUGCAGCGCUCUGUGGCCCACACGGUCAUGAAUUCCAUGUACCGGCCCAUCUUGCUCUUGACAUUGGAACCCAUGUGUCUAUGCCUUUGCAUUUUCUCGGCCAUCCUAUUGGGUAUUCUGUACCUCUUCUUCGGUGCUUUCCAGCUAGUUUUCUCCGAGGUGUAUGGGCUCGUAAUAUGGCAACGCGGACUGUGUUUCCUUGGUCUCUUUGUCGGAAUGGUUAUAGCCAUUUUGUCGGAUCCAAUCUGGCGCCGCAACUACGCUCGCUUGGAGCGUAACCAUGAGAAAGCCACGAACAAGCUCGACGACUUCCAGCCAGAGUGGCGACUGCCCCCAGCGAUUCUGGGAGGACCCUUCGUUACUAUAGGUCUUUUCAUUUUUGCUUGGACAAUCUACCCGAAUGUCCAUUGGAUUGCGCCUAUCAUUGGCAGUGCUGUUUUUGGUGCAGGGACAAUCCUGGUCUACUCGGGAAUCUUCACAUUCCUUGUCGAUGCGUAUCCAACAUUUGCCGCCAGCGCUCUGGCAGCGAACAGCUUCACUCGGUCAUCCUUUGGAGGCAUAUUCCCACUAUUCGGGAUGCAAAUGUAUAACAACCUCGGAUAUCACUGGGCAACUUCCUUGUUAGCGUUUCUGACCCUUGUCAUGACCCCUUUUCCGUAUUUAUUCUUUCGGUACGGUAGCUGGAUCCGAAGUAAGAGCCGGUUCGCAAAAUCACAGGCGUGA